AAGAGAGAGAAACAUCAGUGUGAGAGAGACACAUCAGUUGGUCUCCUCGCACACACACAAUUGAAUCUGCAAGCCAGGUACAUGCCCUCAACAGGGAAUCGAACCCGCAAUUCUUUGGUUCACGGGGCUCUAACCACUGAGCCACACCGGCCAGGGCCCUGUUAGUAUUUUUAUCUAAUGCCCCAGUUUCAAUUAGUGGUAUACUCUGAGCCUGUGAUUCAGUACUAACAACAUGGCAACUGUGUUAACUGUUUCUUGCUUCACAUUUCUAAUAGACAGGACCUGUUUACAGACUGUAAUACUGCGCCCACUUUAAUGAUUGCUUCUUUCUCAAUUUUCUCUUUCCCACAUUACAGUCAAACACAUUAUUAGCAUAAAGAGAAAUAUCACUGGCACCUAGCCUAAGCCAUCUGGUGACCAGCAUUUUGACUUAAAUUCUAAAUACAUUUAUACAUGCCAUUUAUCCUACUCCCAUGGCUAAGUCGGAAAGGUGAAAUGCCAGCAGAUUUCAUAGAAGAAAAUAAAAGCAAUAGAAGCAGUGAAUGGUUCCCACAAGAAAGGAGAAGUAACGGGAAUUUAGUGUCACUCCCCCUACAUUGUUGACAUUUUUGAAAGAUUGAGCCAAAACUGAAGUGGAAGUUAAAAGGAUUAGACUAAUUAUUGAAUGCGAAAUCCCUUUUGUAACUGUUUUUGCACGGUAUCAAGAAGUUUAUACAAGAAAUGGGCAUGUAAGUGGACCAGUUGUUCAGCAGAAAGCAUUGGAUUUUUUGCCAACCUUGGGCCUGAUGAGAAUCAAGCAACUGUGUGCUGGCUGAACAAAUUUUAGGCAUGUUAGAGAAUUGUUUCAGAAGUUGUCUAGUGAAAAAAAGCACUGUUCCAGUAGAGAAAUUUAGUAACUUGCAUGCAAAAGAAAUUUAAAAAGCAGUUGCUAGUUACAGCUUGAAUGAUGUUUUAAAUGCUGAUUUAAGUUUUACAAGUUGUUACCUUAUAUACUUCAUGCCCUAGGUGGACUUUACAAAAGGAGGUAAACAGAUUGAUGAUUGCUCUGUUCUGCUAUAAUGCAUCCUGGACCAAAAAGAUGAGACCGCUUGUCACUGCCAAGUCAGUUAACCCUCAGGGCUUCAGAAAUCUUCACCUACUCCCCUGUGAUGACCAAGCUAAUAUGCAUGCCCGAAGAACGAGAGAGAGAUUUAUUUAAUGAAUGGCUGAGAAAGGUUGGCAAGAGAAUGAAAGGAGCAAAAUGCAGUAUCCCCUAGCUGAUAACUGGUUGCUCUGCUCACAACAUUCUCCUAUGCUUGGAUCAUGCGUGUCUUGAGUUUUUUCCCGUUGAACUGCACAGCCAUUCUGUAGCCAUCCGAUUAGGGUGUAAUUUGUAUGGUGAGAGCUCACUGUGGAAACAACUCUCCUAAAUGUAGAUGAUGAAGGGAAAAUAGAAACUUUUGGGAAAUGAAGGAAGCCAUUGGCAUGAUUGCUGAGACCUGGUGGUCGAUAGAGCAGUCCACAGUAUUGAAAUGGUAGCAGAAAACAGGCAUGAUUCCUAUGGAAUCCCCUAAGGUCACAUUGGAAGAAGACUGCAAACCAAACGUGGUAUUUGAACUAGUCUGGUACUCAAGUGCUAUUGUCACUGGUCUCCCAAAUCAGUUUGAUUUCGAAGACUGUGGCUACAGAUACCAAUUUAACUAUUUCCCAAGAUUUAGCAAAUCCUAAAAUUGCUGCAGGAAUGAUAACAUGUCAAAAUGGAACCAGAAAGUGAUGAUGAUGAUGACAAAGACAGUGAUAACCAUAACAUCCAAGGGGAACAAGUGAUGGCACAGCCAACAGUGAACACUUCAGAAGUCCUUGCAAGUGAAGAAGUGUUGACAAUCCUUUCCCUUAAAGCAGAUGUUCCUGAGGAGGUGUUUACCCAAUUAAGUGGGAUAGAUAAGUAUUUAGUGACCACUGCAACAAAUACUUUUGAAAAAACUGAAGUGCUAUAAUAAAGUGGCAAAAAUACUGCUUUUAUUAGGUCUAUAAAAUGGAAGACUUAAUAUUUGUAUAAACAAAGCCCCCGGGAGUGUUUAAAUGUGAGUGUUUGGCGCUUAUUUCUUAACAUUUACUGCAUGCUAGGGUUGCAGAAUUUCCUACCCCCUUACCCCCCAAAUUUUAUUUUAGUGUCACUAAUUUCAGCCUUUCUUUGGAAGGUUUCUUUUCCUACCACCUCCCUUCCAAACCUCCCCUCUCCCCCACCAUUAGGUGGCAGGAGUGAUAACAAUAAGCCUUUGCCUAAUGUACCUAGAAGAGAAAAUUAUUCACAAAAUGUUACCACUCCAGCAGGGAGAACCAGAAGCCAAAGGACACUUAGAUUUAAUAGGGUAGAUUUAGAGUAAUUAAGAAAGAAGAGGAUAUGCAUGUGAAGAAGACAGCAGAGCAGUCCUUCCCAGAGAGUCGCUGUAGGCAAAGGGGGAGUGAGGGCAGACAGCUGCCUGCUUACCCUUACUGCUGGGUAGUAGUGCUUGGGCCAGUGGAGGAAGGGGAGGAGUGAGGGGAAAUGUGACACGGGUGAAGCUGUAGGAGAAACAGCAAAGAAAUCCUCGUGCUUCGCUCAGACUGGUGUCCUGAAAGGGCUGUUGGAAGGUGAGGAAGAGAAAGUGGGAGGAAACAGAGAAGGCCGUAGAUAACCCGCUGGCCACUCCUAACCUAGCACCUCCUUCAUAUUACAAGAUACAAUGUGACUCAGACCAACCAAUGAUUCUCCAGGCUUCCAUAAGUAGGAAAACAACUUUUGCCCACCUCACUGGUUGGUUCUGAGAGAUGAAAAAUAAAAUAACCAUUUUGCCAAACAAAACUAAAAGCACCAUUUGCAAAGUAUGUGUUAUACAAAGCAAACAAUUGACAAUCACUUUUGGUAUAUAUCUGGACUGGAACGCAAAAAAAUUAGUGUAGUUUUUUUAAAGAGCAUUAUCAAAAAACAAUCACAAAGGAAAAAAUCUCAUAUUUUGUUUUUAGGUAAUAAAUCACUAUCAGUCAAGAUGUCUUCAGCACCUGAGCCACCAGCCUUUAAAAAGGAACCACCCAAAGAGAAAGACUUCCCAAACCCAGGGCUUAGAGGUGUCCGCACAACAACUUUAUUUCGAGCUGUGAACCCGGAGCUCUUCAUUAAACCUAACAAACCUGUAAUGGCUUUUGGAUUGAUAACCCUUUCGCUGUGCGUGGCUUACAUUGGUUAUCUGCACGCGACACAAGAGAAUAAAAACGACCUCUAUGAGGCUAUUGAUGGUGAGGGACACAGUUAUAUGAGAAGGAAAACAUCUAAAUGGGAUUAAUAGUCCUGGCUACUAUGGAUGGAGCUAAAUAAGGGCUCUGGAACUGUCAAAUGAUGGACUUCAUAAUGGCACAAUGUCAUGUUUCUUGUACAGUUGUGACCAGACCACUAUAGUAAAUUUUUCUUUUCAGAGCUGCAGCUGUGAUCUUACUCGUUCCCUCAGAAAGCUUCUCAAUGUAUUUUUAAAAUUAAAACCUCUUAUGAAAGUGCUAUGAGAAUGGAAGUUGUUUUUGUUCAUUAUUAAGUUCUGUAUAAUGAAACUACCCAGUGUUGUUAAAUUUGCAUGGUAUUUUUAAUAUUUUAAGGUGAAUUGUGCAUUUGCAAUUAUUGCAAGGGUUUAGCUUUGUUUUGCUAUUUGCAAAGGAAAUGUUUAUUUCCUACAAGGUCUAGAACCUAUAUUUGCGGAAAAAAAGAAAUAAUUUUAAAUUAUUAUAAAGCCUGCAGUUAAUUUUAAAGACAAAUAAUUUUUACAGUUCAUGUAUUUUGGUUUUCCAUUUCAGCUAUUUUUGGUCCAGAAUUUUAUUUUAUUUGAAAAGAUACUCCCACUCAACUACUAAAACCAAGAUUUAAAUGAGCGAAUAACCCAAAGUAAUUGGAGUGGUUUUUUUUGAGAGAAAAUGUAUGUUAUAAUAAGGUAUGAUGUUUUUAUUUGACUACAACUGUUAUCUAUUUUAGUUUUUGUAAAUUAAUGUUACAAUUAUAUGAUAAGCAUAAGACCAAACAUCCUUAUAGUUAUUUAAAAACUAGAACUGCUCAGUAGAUAAGACCUCCUUACUGUCCUGGGUUUACCUUGUAUCAUUUAAAUCUUUCUGACAGUGGUUCUGGACCUGUUUUAUUUCUAGAUAUUUACCCCAUUCUCCAAAUCAUUGUAAUUAGGGCUCAGUAAUAAAUCUCAUUUCUGAAA
This is a messenger RNA of Miniopterus natalensis, 4205 nucleotides long. It is a transcript of the gene SMIM8, whose product is annotated as small integral membrane protein 8. The record is from RefSeq and is a predicted model, not a curated record. Lineage: Eukaryota; Metazoa; Chordata; Mammalia; Chiroptera; Miniopteridae.